UUUCUUACACCAAAGGAAAGGCGGAACCGAGAAAGGAAGAGCUGUCCCUCCCUGGCUGUCGCUACCUCUGCCGCCGCCUUCGAAGAGAAGCAAGCGCAGCCAUCUCUCUCCUCGCCCCCAGUCUCCAAGCGGGGGAAGUUGACUUUCUAAGAAGCAGCCCAGAGGUUUCUCGGGACCAAGGGGAGAAUCCAUUCCCUGAGCGGACCCUUUGCGGUUCGGUUCAGUAAAGGGGAGCGGGGGGAAGCGGGAAGAAAGCGAAGGAAAUGUACGUGUUCAGAACGGAGGGCAGCCUCGAGCGCAAUUAUUAGGAUUUCCAGCCGGAGAAGGGAAGAUCCGCGCGCUCGGGAGUGCGAUCUGCGAGGGGCCGGGGUGGGACCUGAGGGGCGGUGGCAGCGCAGAAGUAGAGGGAGGGGUAGAAAAGGGGUGUUGUUUGCAACAAGGACGCUUUUGCUUUCUGCCGGGCAGCUCGCUUGCUGCUGCUUCUGCCUGGGCGGAUGUUUCCCCGCGGUUUGGUGCAGGAUUGAAAGGAGAGGAGGAGUGGGAAGCGGCGAGGGUUUCAAGAGGCAGGCUUGGUGGGUAGGUGGGGGACACCUGCCUGUGGGCGAGGUGAGGGGCACGUCGUGGAUGUGCCCAGACGUCUCCGCGUGUUAGCAGCGAGGGCUGUCCCCGGGUUCGCCUUGCCUUUGCCCUCGCCAGGAGACGGGAGGGGUGCGCCAGCUGAGUAGCGGGAGGGCUUUCUGGCGCUCGCGGCUUUGUGGCUCGGGGUCUGCGUGUUUUCGGGGGGGGGGGCUGCGCCUGAACCAGCUCGGAAGAAUGACUCUGGAGUCCAUCAUGGCGUGCUGCCUGAGCGAGGAAGCCAAGGAAGCCAGGCGGAUCAACGAUGAGAUUGAGAGACAGCUCCGCCGAGACAAGCGGGACGCCCGCCGAGAACUCAAGCUACUGCUGCUGGGUACAGGAGAAAGUGGCAAAAGCACAUUUAUCAAACAAAUGAGAAUCAUUCAUGGGUCAGGAUACUCUGAUGAAGACAAAAGAGGGUUCACAAAGCUUGUGUAUCAGAAUAUAUUUACAGCAAUGCAGUCUAUGAUCAGAGCUAUGGAUACGCUCAGAAUCCCAUACAAUUAUGAGCAUAAUAAGGUUAAUGCACAGCUAGUUCGAGAAGUUGAUAUAGAGAAAGUGUCCUCAUUUGAGAACCCUUACGUAGAUGCAAUAAAGAGCUUAUGGAAUGAUCCUGGAAUUCAGGAAUGCUAUGACAGACGACGGGAAUACCAGUUGUCAGAUUCUACUAAAUAUUACCUUAACGAUUUGGACCGUAUAGCAGAUUCUGGAUAUCUACCCACUCAACAAGAUGUUCUUAGAGUUCGAGUUCCAACCACAGGAAUCAUCGAAUAUCCAUUUGACUUACAAAGUGUUAUUUUCAGAAUGGUGGAUGUGGGGGGACAGCGAUCGGAACGAAGAAAAUGGAUACACUGUUUUGAAAAUGUCACCUCCAUUAUGUUUCUAGUAGCUCUUAGUGAAUAUGAUCAAGUACUUGUGGAAUCAGACAAUGAGAAUCGAAUGGAGGAAAGCAAAGCACUAUUUAGGACAAUUAUCACAUAUCCCUGGUUCCAGAAUUCUUCAGUCAUUCUAUUCUUAAAUAAGAAAGACCUUUUAGAGGAAAAAAUAAUGUACUCACAUCUAGUUGACUAUUUCCCGGAGUAUGAUGGACCUCAACGAGAUGCACAGGCAGCAAGAGAAUUUAUCUUGAAGAUGUUUGUUGAUCUGAAUCCUGAGAGUGAAAAAAUUAUCUACUCCCAUUUCACGUGUGCCACAGACACAGAGAAUAUCCGCUUCGUCUUUGCUGCUGUCAAGGACACUAUCCUACAGUUAAACCUGAAGGAGUACAACUUGGUCUAACUGUGCCUCUUAGAUCUCCACCCACCCACUUUGGGCAAUUGAAGAUAUUCAAGAGGGACUGUAUUAUCUGUGAAAAUGAUCUGCAUAAUACUAAUUUAUUGCUGGCCUGGACUCUGUUAAUAUUUGCAGAGUUUGUAGUAAAUAUUACAAUUUUAUUUAAACUUUACAGAGGAAAAAAAAACAAAAGAUGCUGAACUACAUUCACAGCACAUUUCCUCAUUUUUUAAGUCAAAAUUUUGUGACUUAAUGUGUUCUAAAUUCUCAGUUGUGCACACACAAAAGGAUAGGGGGUUGGGUUGAUUUUUUUGUUGUGACUAAAGCAAAAUCAAGUUGGGGUCUCCCUCCUAUUGUCUCUGCCUGUGUUUGUCUUGAUUUAUUUUUUCAGGUACAAUGACCUGGCCCCACAAGUUUCAUUUCCAGGUUUCCUCCUUAGAUCUGUGGGGAAAAAACCUGUCAUUAGAAUUUCAGCCAUCAGAAACUACUUUUAUGAGGGAUCAAAUCUAUUCUAAUUUUAUUUAAUUUUUGGCAGACAUAAAGAAUAUCUAUCUUUUGGUGUCAACUUUGCACUGAAGGAAUAUUGUUCAUUGAGAAUAUUAUAGCAGUGUUAAAGAUUUUUAUCAAUAAUUGUCACAUAGAAAAUCAGAAAACUACACAGCAAAAAACCACUAAGAGGAACAUUUCUUGAAGCAGGAUAACUUUUUGAUCUGUAAUUGCCAUUCAUUCUCUUCCAAAACCAUUCUUUAAAAAAAAAUCCCUUCCCCCCUUUUUUGCUUCCAAUAUCACAGUUGCAAAUAUAUACCAUGGAGCUACAAUAGCCUGGAACAUCUUUUUUGAUCUGUUUUUAAAUUAAGCAGACUAUCUAGAUUUCUCAUUCCAAUUUCAGUUUUUUUUAAUUGUCUGCAAAGUAUUACGUUGCCAGAUUUUGCUCUUUUUUUCUUAUAUAUGGUAACUACAAAAUGUAAGAUAGUGAUUUAAAAUGCCAAGUUAACUGAUUGGGAAUCUCUUCCAGACAACUGCCAAAGGUUAAAGCAACUAGAUUUUAGCUUUUUUGUUUUCUCUUUGUACUAAAAAGCUUUCCAUUUCUCAAUGCCAAGCUUCCCCCCACCUCAACAUUACAAGUGAAAAUUGGUGCUACAUACAUAUGGCCUAAUUCAAAAACAGUUUUAAUAUCUAAAAUGCCAUAAGAUCGACAGUGUUCUUAUUUUCCUUCUUUACUAAGGCACUUUUAAUGGAAAAAGACAAAAUUAAAAUAAUUUUUAAAUAGGACCCUUUGUAAGACAGAGAGAAAAAGAGAGACAAUGUACAUAUAAAGUUACGUGUGUAAGUGUGUGAAAUGGCAAAAUGGAAGGCUAAACCUUCCCUACUAUGCAUAAUUUUUUGAGAACAAG
Messenger RNA from Candoia aspera, 3281 nucleotides. Its product is annotated as guanine nucleotide-binding protein G(q) subunit alpha. Gene Ontology annotation, molecular function: G protein-coupled receptor binding; GTPase activity; G-protein beta/gamma-subunit complex binding. The record is from RefSeq and is a predicted model, not a curated record. Bases 814 to 1893 code for a protein of 359 amino acids. Gene Ontology annotation, biological process: glutamate receptor signaling pathway; action potential; phospholipase C-activating dopamine receptor signaling pathway. Gene Ontology annotation, cellular component: heterotrimeric G-protein complex. Lineage: Eukaryota; Metazoa; Chordata; Lepidosauria; Squamata; Candoiidae. The transcript has 7 exons.